GCGGCCAGCCUCUUGACCCACUCCAGUAACGACAGCAGGGCACGACAGGAUUAGGCGACAGCGGCUGCAGAAGUAGGGGCUGAAGGGGGAGAAACAGCAGCCUUGAGCUGAGGCCGGGACCUUGGAGGAGCUGGAAAGCAGCCCACUGCAGAGAUGAAGGGAGAAGCGGGAAGCCAGCGACGUGAUGAGCAGCCAGAGCAGGAGGGACACAUCUGGGGCUCCAUGCGGAGGACGGCUUUCAUCCUGGGCUCUGGCCUUCUCCUACUUGUGGCCUUCUGGAACUCAGUCACGUGGCAUCUUCAGAGAUUUUGGGGUGCUUCUGGCUACUUCUGGCAAGCUCAGUGGGAGAGGCUGCUGUUCGCAUUUGAAGGGAAGGAGUGGAUCCUCUACAUACUAAGUAUCACCCACGUGCCCCUUGUGUUCUUCUGGGGCCUCAAUGGGCUUCUGCUGGUGGUCGACACAACCGGGAAACCCAGCUUCAUCUCCCGCUACCGGAUUCAGCCCGGCACGAAUGAGCCGGUGGACCCUGUGAAACUCCGCCAGUCUAUCCGCACAGUUCUGAUGAACCAGUUCCUGAUCUCCCUCCCCGUCAUGGUCCUCCUCUACCCCAUCUUAAAGCUGUGGAGAGACCCUUGCCGCCGAGAGCUGCCCACCUUCCACUGGUUCCUCCUGGAGCUGGUAGUCUUCACUCUGAUCGAGGAGAUCAUGUUCUACUACUCACACCGGCUCCUUCACCACCCAAAACUGUACAAGAAAAUCCACAAGAAACACCACGAGUGGACAGCUCCCAUAGGCGUGAUCUCCCUCUACGCCCACCCGAUUGAGCACCUGGUCUCGAACAUGCUGCCGGCGGUGGCGGGCCCCCUAGUAAUGGGUUCCCACUUGUCCUCCAUCGUCGUGUGGUCUUCCUUGGCCCUCGUCAUCACCACCAUCUCCCACUGUGGCUACCACCUGCCCUUCCUGCCUUCGCCUGAAUUCCAUGACUACCACCAUCUCAAGUUCAACCAGUGCUACGGGGUGCUGGGCGUGCUGGACCACCUCCACGGGACUGACACCCUGUUUAAGCAGACCAAAGCCUACGAGAGACACAUCCUCCUGCUAGGCCUCACUCCACUCUCCGAGAGCAUCCCUGACUCGCCGAAGAUGGAGUGAGAGGGCCCGGGGGCCAUCUUGGCCGUCCCCUCUGCAGACGACCAAGGUGGCCUGAGGCCUCCAGAUCACACCCAAGGACUUCCUCCUUCAGCCACACAGGCUCCAAGGACAGCACCACGAGGGCGGGGGGAGGGGCGGUCUCCAGGAAAUGUAGGCGAAGGUUCCCCCGACUGCCCUGGUUAUCCCUCAAGGGGGCCCAAAGUUCACUUAAGAGGGACCCGUCCUUGGGUCGGCAAGAUGAAGAAUGACAAAGGUAGCAGCCACAUUGGAGGCAAUGUGGCUCCAAAGAGCCCCUUCUGCUGCCAGGGGGAACCAGGACAUAGUGCUUUACCCCUUUCCUGUCCCCAAAACUUCUGUCAUACCCAACAGCGGCCAGGGUCGCAGCGGUCAAGACCCCGUCACCCAUCCCCCACACACUCAGUGACAAAGCUCCCAUGUCACCUCAGACGCACAGCCAACAAACAUCGUCUGUCUGGGGAAAGGAGAACACCAAUUGCGGAAGCUCCUCCCCAGAUUACCAUGGAGACGUCAGAGAAGUGCCGCCCAAACGCUGGUACCUUCAGCCAUCCCUGGGAACCAAAGCCGAGUCCUGCGCACCUGCUAAACUGGGGGCCCUUAACCCUACCGAAGGAAGGGUCCAAGUUGCUGACCUUUGGGGUCACUUGAAUGAGGCCCCUAAUGAGUCUCAGAAGCAGGACCCAAGGCUAGAGCCCCCUUCCUCCAAUGAGAAGGCAAGAAAAACACGGCUGAACAAAGGGCAAAACCCUCAUCUCUUCCUGGAGUUUCAAAACCAUUUAUUCGGGAUUUUAGCAAGGGGGACUUUUCAAACACAAUCUUACCAGGAACCUUAUCUAAAAACCACAGCUGCCUGAGUUGAAGCCGUCUCCUCACUUUUUGUCAGCAGCCACUGACACUGCUGGGGGCCCCGUGGCUCCCAAGAACCACCCGAAGACCACCCCAAAGGCCACCAUUGUCACUAAAUUCUUACACAUACUUGGGUCUAUUCCUGAACCUGCAGUUCUAGAACGCCCAGGUAACCACCCCCUGUAGCUCUGUGCAGUCCUCCACACCUGAUAUGGCCAUCUCUAGGCAGAACCAUCAGAAAGGACCCAUCAGUCCUAGGACCCCAGAGAACCUGCCCAGUGGGCCGACUGGGUGCGUACCAGGCAGUGCUCCGUGGCCUUGCCCAGCCCCGCCCAGCACUGGUGCACCCGGCCCCUCCCUAGGACAAGCUACCUGUACCCUUAGCUUGAAGUACAACUCCAGUGCACGGAUGCUGUAAGUUAUCACAGCUGCCGGCCUGCACCCGUAACUGUUCCUACACGUAGCUCACCUUCAGUAUACUUAACAAGGGUAAGAGAUGAGGAACGUGGAGAAAGAGGAAUGGGAACAUUUUUUCUUCAAGGUCUUGAGAGUUUGAAGCCACAGCAGGGUGCCUAGGGGGACAAGAGGCUGUCCUCUCACCCCUGGGGCAGGCAAGUGGCUGGGCCGUCAGAGGGGCCAGGACCCACCCUCUUCUGCAUCGAACAGAAUGGCCCUUGAGGCUGGUAAAAAAAUAAGGCUCAAGAGAAGGUUGAGGGGCAGAAAACAUGGAUGGGAGAGGAAGAAGCAUGGAAAAUAAACUGGUUUCCUUUAACUCCA
Molecule: messenger RNA, 2793 nt
Organism: Artibeus jamaicensis (Jamaican fruit-eating bat)
Lineage: Eukaryota; Metazoa; Chordata; Mammalia; Chiroptera; Phyllostomidae
Gene: FAXDC2
Product: fatty acid hydroxylase domain containing 2
Exons: 9
Coding region: 154-1152 (332 amino acids)
Biological process (GO): sterol biosynthetic process
Molecular function (GO): iron ion binding; C-4 methylsterol oxidase activity
Source: RefSeq, a predicted model, not a curated record